Molecule: messenger RNA, 423 nt
Organism: Triticum turgidum subsp. durum (durum wheat)
Lineage: Eukaryota; Viridiplantae; Streptophyta; Magnoliopsida; Poales; Poaceae
Source: the annotation of a GenBank genome assembly
AUGGGCACCCUCCUUCCCAAGUUGGCUGAACUGCUCAUGGAGCACUACAAACUUCACAAGGGUGUCAGGGGUGAGAUCAUGUUCCUCAAAGCCGAGAUGGAGAGAAUGGAGACCGUUCUCCUCAGGAUUUCUGAGGCGCCAAUCGACCAGCCACCGGACAUCCAAGUCAAGCUUUGGGCCAAGGCUGUGAGGGACUUGUCAUAUGACCUGGAAGAUAGCAUCGACAAGUUCAUGGUGCGCACUGAAACCCAUGGACCAGAGAAGUCCCACAGCUUCAGGGAGUUCAUUGAUAAGAGCCUCAGCCUGCUGAGCAAGGGCAAGAUUCGCCACAAGAUCGGCAUCGAUAUCAAAGACAUCAAGAUCCGCAUCAAGGAGGUCAGUGAGCGGCGUGAUAGGUACAGAGUUGACAGUGUGGCUAGUUGA